AUGGGAAAUCUCUGUUCGAAGUCCUCGAAUCCCUCGGAUGCCUUUGCCCAACCGGGUCGAGUCCUAGGAACCGCUCCCGACCCUGCACCUUCUCGUGUCCCUGUUCCCCAGAAGAAGGUUAAUUCAUCCGCUGGAAGAACACUUGGUAGCAACCCUGGGACGGGCGGUGGGGACGCAGAGGCGCGCAGUGCUGCUGCGAGAGCAGCGGAGGAACGAGCUGCAAAGCAGAAUGCUGCCUCAAAUAAAGGCAAAUUAAGCUCGCAGCUUGCGGCGCAAAAGGCCAAGACCCAGAGUAGGACUCUCAAUGAGUCCAGUCAAAACGAACGGGCUGCAAGGGAAGUGGAUGCUGCCGAAACUUCAAGGAGAUGGGAUUAA
Uncinocarpus reesii 1704 is the source of this 375-nucleotide messenger RNA. RefSeq lists its product as uncharacterized. Lineage: Eukaryota; Fungi; Ascomycota; Eurotiomycetes; Onygenales; Onygenaceae. The transcript has 2 exons. The record is from RefSeq and is a predicted model, not a curated record. Bases 1 to 375 code for a protein of 124 amino acids.